AUGGCCCCCUUCUCCCUCACGCAAACCCUCCUCACCUCCCACCCCGUCGCCUACCAAACCGCCACGCAAUCCCCCUUCCUCGCCCGCGCCUCCCAGGGCCGCCUCCCAAAGACCCUCCUGGGGCAAUGGCUCGCCAACGACAGGCUGUACAUCCACGCGUACAUCCGCGGCAUCGGCCGCCUGCUCAGCUUCCUGCAGCUGCCGGACGUGGUGCCUCCGCUGCGCGACGAGAACGCCGUGCGGGAGCAGAGCGUCGAGGAGAGGCUGCUCCACUGGAUGAUUGACGCGCUGGUCAACAUCCGGCGCGAGGAGGACAUGUUUGUGCGCACGGCGGCAAGAUACGGCGUCGACGUGAAUCUCGCCGCCGGGGAAGAAGACGGCCGAGUCGCGCCCGGCACGAAGCUCGAGGGGCUGCGCCGCUUCGAAGCCCUCUUUGACGGCAUCGUCGCGCCCCCUGGUGGCGAUGGCGACGGCGCCGCGCCGUUGCCGCUUCCCUGGCUGGAAGCCGCCGUCGUCUUCUGGGCCACGGAGAAGUGCUACCUCGACGCCUGGUCCGGCGCGGCCGCCCGGGUUUCCGACGCCGCGGCGGACAGGAAGCCCGAGGACGACGCCGACGGCGGGGCGCUGCGGCGGGAGCUCAUUCCGAACUGGAGCUCCGCCGAGUUUGCGCGGUUCGUGGACGCGCUGGGGGAGAUUGUCGAUGCGGGCGUGCGGCGGGAGAUGGAGAGGAGCAAGGCGGGAGAGGAUGAGGAGGAGCUUGUCAAGGCGCGGUUGGUGGAGCGGGCGAUGGCCAAGUGGCGGGAUGUGUUGGCUGCCGAGGAGGCAUUUUGGCCGGCGGUGGAGGGGAGCGACUGA
Molecule: messenger RNA, 855 nt
Organism: Trichoderma reesei QM6a
Lineage: Eukaryota; Fungi; Ascomycota; Sordariomycetes; Hypocreales; Hypocreaceae
Exons: 1
Coding region: 1-855 (284 amino acids)
Source: RefSeq, a predicted model, not a curated record